AGGAAUUUUGCCUUUUGCACCACUCUGUCAUGUGGAUGAAUGAAUGGCAAAGCCUUCACCAUUCUCGAUUCAAGGAUCCAGCAAAAAUUACAGGAAUUAAAGGUGCACAGACUGUUCAUGAAGGCAGCAACUUGCAGUUAACUUGCGAAGCCUUGGGUAAACCAGAGCCAAACAUCACCUGGGUGAAACAAAUGGCAGAGAACCGAGGAAAUACUGGUGUGCUGCAAGAAGGAAAGGUGCUGACUAUAACAAAAAUCAGCAGGACUGAUUCAGGAACAUUCAACUGUACAGCUUACAAUGGUUUUGGUGAACCAGACAGCCAAGCAGUUUAUGUGAAUGUUACUUAUCCAGCCAUGAUUGCUGAAUUUCAAACUGAGUAUUUUGUUGGUGUACAACAAAGUGUAACUCUCACCUGUGAAGCUGAAGGGAACCCUCAACCUACUUACUCUUGGAUUCCAUGUGACACAGAACAAGUUUGUAACAAGAAUACUCUUGUUAUUUCACAAGUGCUUGACGAUGCCAGCUAUACCUGCAGGGUGGUCAAUAUACAUGGACCUGAUACAAAAACUGCUGUUGUUUAUAUUGCAGGAGAUGUGAUUAAUAUAACCAUUGUCAUCACAAGUCAAAACUGCACGGAUGAAAAAUACAACAAAUCCUUGUUACUGAGGAAAUUGGAAGAAGAGCUUAAAAGGGUAUUUGCUGGUAAACUUGAUUAUGAAAGACUGCAGUCAAUGAGUGUUAGGUGUGGAAGUAUAAUUGUUGACCUUGCACUGAGAUUCAACUCCACUACAAAGGAACGAGAUGUUAUCAUAACACUUAAUGACGCUGUUAAAAAUGGCAAGCUGGGAGAGUUCAAUGUUGGUGCUAUAAAAGGAAAAAGGCCUGAUGUGGAACCAUCAGGUGGAGGUGGUGCCGCUGAUGUGGAACCAUCAGGUGGAGUUACCACAUCACCACCUGAGGGGCCCUCUGGUGGUUUCGCGGUAAGUGUUAUUGUUGGUGCAGCGUUAGGAUCGUGUGUUGCCCUGGCUGUUGCUGGAAUAUUAGUGUGGUGGGCGUGCAGGAAAAGGAGGCGCAACAGAAAAGGCACUGAAGAGGUGGCGAGGAGCGGAAAAACAUUUGGAAAUUCAAGUAAUGAAAGGAGAGAGACUACAAGAAGUAUCGUCGAAAUGCGAAAACCUUCUCAAAGCUAUUACAUGGCACUAGACGACCGAACUCGUUUACAAUCGACGGCGGAUGCCAGCCCAAUCAGCAGUGAAGAAGUCAGCAAGUACGCUUCUCUUAAUCUAUGCACACGCUCCUGGGAGAUUGCUAGAGAAGAUGUGACCAUAAAGCAGAUCGUUGGAAAAGGUGCUUUUGGUCAGGUUGCCAAGGCAACAGCCGCUAACUUACAAGGAAGAGCCGAGAAGACACUCGUAGCUGUUAAACUGUUGAAAGAAAACGCUUCUGAAGCAGAGAGAAAAGAUUUGCUAUCUGAACUUGAAUUGAUGAAACAACUUCAACCUCAUCCUUACGUCAUCAAACUUCUUGGAUGCGUUACCAAAUCUGGUAAAUCCUGAAAUGUGCUUCAUCAGCUAUGAUUAAUGUCAGCAAAUAAGGUUUUACAAGUAUCACUAUUUUGGCUCUUCAGCUUUAGAUAUCUUUCUUUUUAAUUUAUAUAGUACUUACUUGUCCUUUACUUAUUUAAGGCAGGUACUAUUGCUCUGUAAAAUAAGAGACCAGCCAUACUCUUAACAUACUUAACAUGGAAAACAUACUUAUCACUAUGAGUACGAAUUAACUUAGCUGAAUGGGUACGAAUUGACCUAGCAGAGUACGAAACGACCAGUAACCUUAAAACGCUACAUUAAAAUUGACGUAAGUGCGCCAUGCAGACCUCUGGGAUUGAGGUGCAUGAAGAGCAGGGACUCUACCUUUCGGCACCUCACACUCAGAGUUCAACACAGUGCUCUUGGUUAAACUAGUUUAACUAUUGGGAGAAUCUGCUAAACCAUGCAUAAAGUUUGACCUUAUUCUAUUCUUGUGAGUAAGCAUGAACUCUGAGUAUGGCUCAUCUGACGGUAGAGAAAUGGUCACAGUUUUAUAAUUUCUGCUAAAUAGCAGCGUGUAUUUAAUCAAACCACACGAAUCUGA
Molecule: messenger RNA, 2130 nt
Organism: Stylophora pistillata
Lineage: Eukaryota; Metazoa; Cnidaria; Anthozoa; Scleractinia; Pocilloporidae
Product: tyrosine kinase receptor Cad96Ca
Biological process (GO): cell surface receptor protein tyrosine kinase signaling pathway; multicellular organism development; positive regulation of kinase activity
Cellular component (GO): plasma membrane; signaling receptor complex
Molecular function (GO): transmembrane receptor protein tyrosine kinase activity; ATP binding
Source: RefSeq, a predicted model, not a curated record